Cladophialophora bantiana CBS 173.52 is the source of this 1647-nucleotide messenger RNA. RefSeq lists its product as uncharacterized. The record is from RefSeq and is a predicted model, not a curated record. The transcript has 4 exons. Gene Ontology annotation, cellular component: membrane. Gene Ontology annotation, biological process: transmembrane transport; carbohydrate transport. Gene Ontology annotation, molecular function: carbohydrate:proton symporter activity. Bases 1 to 1647 code for a protein of 548 amino acids. Lineage: Eukaryota; Fungi; Ascomycota; Eurotiomycetes; Chaetothyriales; Herpotrichiellaceae.
AUGGCCACAACGACGGAGACACAAGACAAGGAUGGUACCACGUUCAUUGAACACUCUGCCAGCCUCGAGCCAGGCCUCACAGUCGAGAAGACACUUACCGAUGCUGAGGUCACUGGCAAGUUAGACAGCAUCAGCACCUCCAUGGCCAACCAAGGCACCCACACUGAGCAUGAGCUCACUUAUCUCGAGGCGCUGAAGAUCUAUCGUAAAGGCGCCUUCUGGUCGAUAUUUUUUUCUCUGUCCAUCAUCAUGCGCGCAUACGACAUUGAAAUAACCGGGAAUUUCUUCGCCCUCCCAUCGUUCCAGAGUCAUUUUGGCCACGAAGUACCUGGCCACGGCUAUCAGAUACCUGCCAACUGGCAGGUCGCCAUGUCUAUGGGUUCCCUUGUUGGACAGAUCAUUGGCGCAUACAUUGUCGCAUGGCCAAUGGAGAAGAUUGGGCGCCGGAAGACGCUCGCAGUGUAUCUCCUAUUAACCUCAGCUUUGGUGUUCAUGCAGGUCUUUGCUCCAAACAUCGAGGUGCUGACAACAAGCAUGUACCUGUCAGGCAUUAUCUGGGGGGGAUACUGCGUCCUAGCUCCAACUUACGCGUCCGAGUGUCUUCCGAUGAAACUCAGAGGUUUCUUGACCGGGUAUAUCAACCUAUGCUACGUGAUGGGUCAGUUCAUUCAAACGGGAAUCACGAGGGGCUUCAUCAACAGAGCGGACAAGUGGGCAUACAAGAUUCCCUAUUGCAUACAAUGGGCGUGGCCAAUUAUCAUCCUCCCAGGCUUAAUUUGGGCCCCCGAGAGCCCUUGGUGGCUUGUGCGUCAGCAUAAGAUGGAGGAGGCAGAGAGGUCUCUGAAGAGAUUGUCAGAAAGGCACGAAAAAGUGGAAGUGACGAAUACUCUGGCCAUGAUGGUGAAAACUGAUCUCUACGAGCGCGAAGUUGAAGUAGGAACCACUUACAUUGAUUGCUGGAAGGGCCCAAACCGUAGAAGAAUGGAGAUUUGUAUCAUGCUUUUCGUCAUCCAAAACUUUUCGGGCAACCCGGUCGGCUUUGCCACAUAUCUCUUUGAGCAAGUCGGGUUGAGUGCCAAACACUCAUUUGACAUGGGCCUUGGUCUCAAUGGCCUUGGUUUCCUUGGGACUCUUGCAUCCGCCAUCCCACUCAUUUAUUUCGGGAGACGCCUCUGUUAUAUGGCGGGUUUGGGCUAUAUUAUUGUCAUUCUCUUCAUUGUGGCCUUUAUGUGUCUUGCGUCAGGCUAUGCAAGCAACCCGUCAUACUCUUGGGCGCAAGCGGCGCUCUUGUGCACCCUGCAGUUCGUUUGGCAAAUGACUCUCGGCCCACUUACCUACGUUGUGGUCUGUGAAACUCCAUCCACGAAACUCAGGUCGAAGACCAUAGCUCUGGCAACGGUGAUCGAUGCAGCAACAGGACUGGUCACCACAGUUAUCGGCCCGUACCUCCUUAACCCUGGCGCGGCAAAUGCUGGGGCCAAGAUCGAGUUCUUGUACGGCGGUAUCUCGAUCAUCUCACUCACAUGGUGCUUUUUCCGUCUUCCAGAGACCAAGGAUCGGACUUUUGAAGAGUUGGAUAUCUUAUUUGAGAAACAAUUGCCAGCGCGACAGUUCAAGGACUAUGUUUUUGAUCGUUCUGACGAGUAA